Messenger RNA from Elephantulus edwardii (Cape elephant shrew), 729 nucleotides. Its product is annotated as keratin-associated protein 10-7-like. NCBI's taxonomy places the organism in Eukaryota, Metazoa, Chordata, Mammalia, Macroscelidea, Macroscelididae. The transcript is spliced from 2 exons. The record is from RefSeq and is a predicted model, not a curated record. The annotation marks the transcript as partial. Gene Ontology annotation, cellular component: keratin filament.
UGUGCCCCCACUUGCUGUGCCCCAGCUCGUUGUGUGACUCUCAUCUGCACCCCUGUGAGCUGUGGGUGCAGUCCCUGCCAGUCAGGCUGCACCAGCUCCUGUGAGCCCUCCUGCUGCCAGCAGUCCUGCUGCCAGUCCUCAUGCUGCACUUCCUCCCCCUGCCAGCAGGGCUGCUGCGUGUCCGUCUGCUGCAAGCCCAUCUGCUGCAAGCCUGUCUGCUGUGAACCUGCCUGCUGUAAGCCUGUGUGCUGUGAACCUGUCUGCUGCAAGCCCAUCUGUUGUGAACCUACUGUGUGCUGUGAACCUGUCUGCUGUAAGCCCGUGUGCUGUGAACCUGUCUGCUGCAAGCCCAUCUGCUGUGAACCUGUGUGCUGCAAGCCCAUCUGCUGUGAACCUGUGUGCUGCAAGCCCAUCUGCUGUGAACCUAUGUGCUGCAAGCCCAUCUGCUGUGAACCUGUCUGCUGCAAGCCCAUCUGCUGUAAACCCAUCUGCUGUGGGUCCAGCCCAUGCACAGCCUCCUCCUGCUGCCAGCCCUCUGUCUGCUCCUCCUCUUGCUGCAAGCCCUCCUCCAGUGUGUCCCUCAUCUGCCGCCCUGUGUGCAAGCCCGCCUGCUGUGUGCCCACCUCCUCUUGCUGUGCCCCGACCUCUUCCUGCAUGUCCCUCAUCUGCCGCCCUGUGUGCAAGCCAGCCUGCUGUGUUGCCUCACGUGUCCAGAAGUCCUGUUACUGA